Molecule: messenger RNA, 1295 nt
Organism: Diachasma alloeum
Lineage: Eukaryota; Metazoa; Arthropoda; Insecta; Hymenoptera; Braconidae
Gene: Pcd
Product: putative pterin-4-alpha-carbinolamine dehydratase
Exons: 4
Coding region: 514-930 (138 amino acids)
Biological process (GO): tetrahydrobiopterin biosynthetic process
Molecular function (GO): 4-alpha-hydroxytetrahydrobiopterin dehydratase activity
Source: RefSeq, a predicted model, not a curated record
UCCUGGAAUCAGACGUUACAAAAAAUUCCCCCAAUUGACGAAGAAAAAAAAUUAUUUUCAAUUUGAAGAAUCUAUUUUCUGUCCUAAGAGAAACAUCCUUCGCUGUUUUUCUCUAAUCCCCUUAAUUUCCACGAUAAUUGCAUAAUUAUCAAAAUAAACAGUUAAUCUCAUUUCUCCUUUAUUAUUUGAACGAUAAAAUUGACAUCAAUUUCCAAAUCAUUCACAAAGACCAUACCAUUACUUGUGACGUAACAUAGUAUGCGGAAGCUUUGCAUAUGCGGAAGAAGCACAGCUGAGGGCAACUGCCGCCACGAAGAAGACGAUUUUCACCAACUCCAUUACUUCAACUCAACAAUUUAAACGCCUGCAAAAUUCCUAAAUCUACUCGACUAAGUGGAAUGCGUUUUGAAGACGUAUAGACUAUUGCCCGCCUUAUAUAUAUUCCGGCUGGCCUCGAUAAGAGGAUUUAUUCGUGAAAGCCAUAGGUUAUCGAUCGAAGGACAACAAACAAAAAUGGCGGCAGUGGUAAGUAAGCGGUUGCUGACGAGUGGGGGAAUUCGAUCGUUAUUCCACUCUCCUUCAGUGUCAUACGCAACAACUGGACCAGUCACCAAGAAAAAGAUGGGGAAAUUGAGUCCUGAGGAGAGGAAAACCCUGCUGAUGGAUUUAUUGAAGACUGGGUGGACCCUUCAGUCAGAUAGAGAUGUCCUCUACAGGGAAUUUACAUUCAAGGACUUCAAUGAGGCAUUUGCAUUUAUGACGAGAGUCGCGCUGAAGGCAGAAAAAAUGGAUCACCAUCCUGAAUGGUUCAACGUCUACAACCGAGUCAACAUCACGUUAACAUCUCACGAUGUUAAUGGAGUGUCUCAGCGGGACGUUAAGCUAGCUACAUUCAUCGACGAAAUUGCCAACGCCCUUGUCAAACAAUAAAUUGUAGUAUAUUCCCUGGACCAAUUCGCUUCUAAUUAAUGAUUUUUCUCGAAUUCUAUGUAUUAUAAGUUUAUAUGAUAGAAGGAAACUAUUGAAUGUUACCCAACGUAUGAUAUAGAAACAGGAUGAAAGUAAAAAUAUUUUCUGUUCAGUUGGAAAAUUCAAAAUUUUAAUUUUUCUGUUUAUAAAACAGAUGAAAAUGGUGACAAUACGUUACAAAUUAUCAAUAAAAGUCGUUGAUCAUUGAAAAUGGCUUCUAAAACGAUCGAAAUAGAACUACGCUCAUUGUUGAAACCCUAACUAUUGAAUAUUGUCCAAAUCAAGAUGAAACAGUUGUAAAAUAAAUAUGAAACUGCUCUAUCUGA